AUGGAGGCAGUAAUAUGCCUUUUAAUUGAAUUCCAUUCACCGGCAUACCUGCAUAAGCAUUAUACUGGACUGUGUUGGAAUUAUCUGAUAUUUUCAAUUCCUUCGACUCAUUUCCACGGAGAUCGUCUAAUUCGACCAGAAAAUAUCGUCGAAUUAGACGAUCUCCGUGGAAAUGAGUCGAAGGAAUUGAAAAUAUCAGAUAAUUCCAACACAGUCCAGUAUAAUGCUUAUGCAGGUAUGCCGGUGAAUGGAAUUCAAUUAAAAGGCAUAUUACUGCCUCCAUCACCUGGUUGGCCAAAAAAUAGAUACUUUACUUGGAUUAAUUAUCUAACCUAUCUGUCUGCUCAUAAUGAUCACAUAAGAAGCUUUUCCUCAACUCGAGAUAUCAUUAGUCAGCAUAACGCGACCACAUUUCAAGUGAAUUCAUCAUCAAAAAUAGCCAAUAUAAAUAAUCCACUUCAUCAGUGUACAAAUCUAUCCACUGAAGGCAUAGGACAAGCAAUUACACUGAAUAGUUUGCCCAUCUGUCCUUCAGAAUCCAUUUUUAGAGGCGUUCAUGCAUUUGAUUCUGUACAGAAACAUGAAAAUUCGAGUAAUUCUAGUACUGAAUAG
Molecule: messenger RNA, 612 nt
Organism: Trichobilharzia regenti
Lineage: Eukaryota; Metazoa; Platyhelminthes; Trematoda; Strigeidida; Schistosomatidae
Source: the annotation of a GenBank genome assembly